AUUGGAAUCGUCGAGGAGGCAUCUUUGGUAGACCGUAGAGUGUAGCUCAAGAGAACGCAGUCUGUGGGACAUCGUCUGGAAGUGUUGGUUGUAAUUACUUGUUAUGUCAGGUUAAAUGGUAUUAUUAUUUCAGCUAUGACCGAAAUAUAUUCCACAUUAUUUGGCCAAAGCGAAACUCAAGUACCUCCGGGCUCCUCGGCAAUAGGUUUUGGUCCAGGGAAACCUCCGCCGCCGCUUCCGCAAAACCAAGUGUCAAUGCCGGCUCAGAUACAACCACAGCACGGGGAUGAAGGGCCUGCUCUGCGGAAACCUGGUGUCAUGAAUGAACCCUUUUAUUUGCUUCGGGAACUGCCAGUCGGCAACGAUCUGACGGGAAACACAAACCUUAUAACACAUUAUAACUUGGAGCAUGCAUAUAAUAAAUUUUGUGGAAAGAAAGUCAAAGAAAAACUCAGCAACUUUUUACCGGAGCUGCCAGGUAUGAUAGAUGUCCCUGGCGUGCAGGAUGGAAGUUCACUAAGGUCUCUAAUAGAGAAGCCACCAGUGUGUGGUAACUCCUUUAGUCCGCUGACUGGAAAUCUACUAACUGGCUUCCGACUUCACACUGGCCCGCUUCCUGAACAGUACAGACUGAUGCAUAUUCAACCUCCAAAGAAAAAGAGCAAGCACAAGCACAGACACCAUCGGCCACAGGACCCUAUACCACCAGAAACACCCUCAGAUUCUGAUCCGAAGAAGAAGAAGAAAAAGAGGGAUGAUGAUCCUGACCGUAAGAAGAAAAAGAAGGACAAGAAAAAGAAGAAGAACCGCCAUAGCCCUGAUCACCCCGGCCUCACCAGCUGCCAGCCAGGCAGCAACAGCCUGAGAUAGGCAGAAACCAGAGGGAGACGACUAGUGUGUGUGUUUGCGAGGAUGCGUGUGUAUUAUAUGAGACUGUUUUGUGACAUGGAUGAAGAGAAUCAUUAUAGAUCAUUGUACAGAUCACUGUAUUUACAGUCAACUCGAUUUAAUAAACUUUUGAUAACAAA
This is a messenger RNA of Alosa alosa (allis shad), 1028 nucleotides long. RefSeq names its product mediator complex subunit 19a (gene med19a). Bases 136 to 870 code for a protein of 244 amino acids. Gene Ontology annotation, molecular function: transcription factor binding; transcription coregulator activity. Gene Ontology annotation, cellular component: mediator complex. NCBI's taxonomy places the organism in Eukaryota, Metazoa, Chordata, Actinopteri, Clupeiformes, Clupeidae. Gene Ontology annotation, biological process: positive regulation of transcription by RNA polymerase II. The record is from RefSeq and is a predicted model, not a curated record. The transcript has 6 exons.